GCGCAUGCGCAGUUACAAAAUGCCCCAGCGCCAGAAGCGACGGUAUCAGUAGUUCGGGUCAAGCAGCCCAGUCAGCAGCACACACGUCGCUGUCUUUUAUUCCUUUUUCUUAAAUUAGCCACUUUAAGCUUCGCGAUACCGCCCCCAAUUUCAGCGUCGGUACGGAGCCGCCAGGCCGGGACAGAGUCGGAGAGAGAGGCCUCGGCAAUGGAAGCGCUCGGACCCGGCCCUCCUCCUGCCCCUCCCUCUCUGUUCCAGCCGCCACGGCGUCCCGGCCUUGGCACGGUGGGGAAACCCAUCCGUCUCCUGGCCAACCACUUCCAAGUGCAGAUUCCCAAGAUUGAUGUCUAUCACUAUGAUAUCGACAUCAAGCCUGAGAAACGGCCACGGAGGGUCAACAGGGAGGUGGUGGACACCAUGGUGCGGCACUUCAAGAUGCAGAUCUUUGGAGAUCGACAGCCUGGUUAUGAUGGGAAGAGGAACAUGUAUACAGCACAUCCACUGCCAAUCGGGAGAGACAGGGUGGACCUGGAGGUGACCCUACCUGGCGAAGGGAAAGAUCAGACGUUUAAGGUGUCCUUGCAAUGGGUGUCUGUUGUCAGUCUUCAGAUGCUGCUGGAAGCAUUGUCCGGUCACCUGAACGAGGUCCCGGAGGACUCCGUUCAGGCCCUGGAUGUUAUCACACGGCAUCUCCCUUCCAUGAGAUACACUCCGGUGGGCCGUUCAUUCUUCUCCCCUCCUGAGGGCUACUACCAUCCUCUGGGCGGAGGCAGGGAGGUGUGGUUUGGUUUCCAUCAGUCCGUCCGUCCUGCCAUGUGGAACAUGAUGCUCAACAUCGAUGUGUCGGCCACUGCUUUCUACCGUGCUCAGCCUGUGAUUGAGUUCAUGUGCGAGGUGUUGGAUAUACAGAACAUCAAUGAACAGACCAAACCUUUGACUGACUCGCAGCGGGUCAAAUUCACCAAGGAAAUAAGAGACGUCUCUCGUGUUGGAGCCAUGAAUCAUGUCAGUCCACCUGGUGCAACAGCUAUCCAAGGCUUGAAAGUGGAGGUGACACACUGUGGUCAGAUGAAAAGGAAGUACCGGGUGUGCAAUGUCACUCGCCGACCAGCCAGCCACCAAACGUUCCCCUUGCAACUCGAGAACGGCCAGGCCAUGGAGUGCACCGUCGCUCAGUAUUUCAAGCAGAAGUAUAAUCUGCAGCUCAAGUAUCCACAUUUACCCUGUCUGCAAGUAGGGCAGGAACAGAAGCACACUUACUUGCCCCUAGAGGUCUGUAACAUAGUUGCAGGCCAACGCUGCAUCAAGAAACUGACCGACAACCAAACAUCCACCAUGAUCAAAGCUACAGCUCGCUCUGCCCCUGACAGACAGGAAGAGAUCAGCAGAUUGGUCAAAAGCAACAGCAUGGUUGGGGGCCCGGACCCAUAUCUGAAGGAAUUUGGCAUUGUGGUUCACAAUGACAUGACCGAGGUUACAGGGCGUGUGCUCCCAGCGCCCAUGCUUCAGUAUGGGGGCCGGGUGAGUACAGAUACAGGGAGAGACUGUGGCAGGGGACUCUCGCCGCAGAAUAAAACGGUGGCCACGCCCAAUCAGGGCGUGUGGGACAUGAGAGGCAAGCAGUUCUACGCCGGCAUCGAGAUCAAGGUCUGGGCGGUGGCCUGCUUUGCGCCACAGAAACAGUGCAGAGAAGACCUGCUCAAGAGCUUCACUGAUCAACUGCGUAAGAUCUCAAAGGACGCCGGGAUGCCUAUUCAAGGCCAGCCAUGUUUUUGUAAAUACGCCCAGGGAGCGGACAGCGUGGAGCCCAUGUUUAAGCACCUCAAGAUGUCUUAUGUCGGUCUGCAGCUUAUUGUGGUCAUCCUGCCUGGCAAAACACCCGUCUAUGCUGAGGUGAAGCGGGUGGGCGACACUCUCCUCGGCAUGGCCACCCAGUGUGUCCAGGUGAAGAACGUAGUCAAGACCUCCCCCCAAACUCUCUCCAACCUCUGCCUCAAAAUCAAUGCCAAGUUAGGAGGCAUCAACAACGUCCUGGUGCCUCACCAGAGGCCCUCCGUGUUCCAGCAGCCUGUCAUCUUCCUGGGUGCAGAUGUCACGCAUCCUCCAGCGGGUGACGGGAAGAAGCCGUCCAUUGCGGCGGUGGUGGGCAGCAUGGACGGCCACCCCAGCCGUUAUUGUGCUACAGUGCGAGUCCAGACGUCCCGGCAAGACAUGUCCCAGGAGCAACUCUUCAGUCAGGAGGUCAUUCAAGAUCUGACCAACAUGGUGCGGGAGCUGCUGAUCCAAUUUUACAAGUCCACACGCUUCAAGCCUACACGCAUCAUUUAUUACCGCGGUGGCGUUUCCGAGGGCCAGAUGAAACAGGUAGCGUGGCCAGAGCUUAUAGCCAUCAGGAAGGCAUGCAUCAGUCUGGAGGAGGACUACCGGCCCGGCAUCACCUACAUUGUGGUUCAGAAACGUCACCACACCCGACUUUUCUGUUCCGAUAAGGCUGAGAGGGUUGGGAAGAGUGGUAACGUACCAGCUGGCACCACAGUGGACAGCACCAUUACACAUCCGUCCGAGUUUGACUUCUACCUGUGCAGCCAUGCUGGGAUUCAGGGAACCAGUCGUCCGUCUCACUACCACGUCUUGUGGGAUGACAACUGUUUCACUGCCGACGAACUGCAGCUCCUCACCUACCAGCUGUGCCACACUUACGUCCGCUGCACGCGCUCAGUCUCCAUCCCGGCGCCGGCCUACUACGCCAGGCUGGUGGCCUUCCGUGCCCGAUACCAUCUGGUGGACAAAGACCACGACAGUGCUGAGGGCAGCCAUGUGUCCGGCCAGAGCAACGGCCGCGACCCUCAAGCUUUGGCCAAGGCGGUCCAGAUCCACUACGACACCCAGCACACCAUGUACUUCGCCUGACCAGGCCAGUCCUCCAUCCUCUUAUCAUUUCCUUGCCAGUCUUUCCUUCUUGUCUUUUUAUUUUAUUUCAUUUCAUUCAUUUUUCCGAAAUCUUCACCAAAGCGGCUCUUUGACGGGAUCCGACGUCCAGUAGCUUUAUAAACGGAACGAGCUCCAACGUUCCCCCGUCGAGCCGCCUCUCUAACCAGCAAUCUUAAGCACUGCGAACCCUGAGGUUUUUUCCCCACGCACAGAAGAAAACGAACAACACGCAUACUACUAGUUGAGCCAUUCAUUUCUUUUCAUUUUAAUUUUUUCUAUCUGAAUGUCUGCACUCGUGUUUUGAACAUACACUGAGCGACGAAGGGUGUGUCCCAGCACCUCUUUUUCGCCCUCCCAGCUAAGCAGGACUCUGAUCUACUUUUACCUCAAAGCCUACCAGGGCAAAAUCUGUCACAAGGUCUUGGGUUUUAUCGGGUGGGGGGUUGGGGGGACUCCACGAAGCGAUGGAGGGGACGCGGGGGUGGGUCGACCUUUUGAGAAUGAAAUAUAUAAAUAUAUAUUAUAUUUUUUUCCUUUUUACGAGCGUGUGUUUUAACCUUUUUCCUCCUUCAGUCUUUUACAAAUGAGGUGACCUGGGUGUUCAUACCCGCUACUACUUUCCCUCCCGCCUUUUAUGAAAGUGUGUGUUUGUUUGUGUGUGUGUGUGUGUGUGUGUGUGAGAGAGAAUCUCUGUAUAUACAUUUUUGUUGUGCGUGCACGUGCUUUCAUGGCAGGCCACUGAAUUGCAAAGGGACAUUGAGGAGAUAACUGCUGUAAAUGCCUCAGAUUUGUUGUUUUUUGUUUUGUUUUUCUAUUCACACAUACAGUACAUAUAAAUGUAUAUUUACAUCUCCAGAGCAGCUUUUGAGAGACUUUAAACGGGGCUUCAUGGAGGACGUGAGGUGGUGAUUUCCAGCGGUCCCGGGUCACUUGUACGUUUUUUUUUGUUUUUUUAUUAUUAUGAUCGGCGAUGUUUGGCUUGUUCAUGUGUUGCGUGGUUGAAGGCAUUAAACUUAGCGUUUUCUUUGGAUAUUUUAGUAUCCAAACAGAUUUUAUAUUAAAAAAAAAACAGUUUGUUUUGUAAUUCAAGGACCGCAACCCAGUUUUUUUCCUUUUUGUACAGUCGCACCGGCCAAUUCACUGCACUGACCCGGGACGCUCGGCAAGCAACAGAGGGCACUCUUAUUACCUUUAUGCAUUUAUACAUACGGAUCAACAAAGCAGAUUUGUAAAGUUUUAAUAUAAGAUGUUUUGUGGUUAUCUUUAAAGAAGAAGAAGAAAAAAAAAAAGAAAAAACCUGUUUCGGAAUUUUUUUCCGUGCUAUCGUUAACGUCGUCCGUGUUGUGACUCUUGUGAUUUUUGGAAUUUUUCCCGAAGUAACUUUUCAUUGGCUGCAGGUGGAGGUUUUUUUUUUGUUGUAGCAUCCAAGCUAACGGCGUCAGAUUGUGGGCUUUUGUGUAGCACUCCGGAGUGACCCGUGUGUGUGUGUGUGUGUGUGUGUGUGUGUGUGUGUGUGUGUGUGUGUGUGUGCGUGCGUGCGUGCGUGCGUGCGUGCGUGCGUGUGUGUCACUCUGUUGGUUUUGACCAGAUAGAUGGAGACAAUCAGGGAUCGUAAUUGUUGGGCUGAUUUGAUUUUCAAGCAGUUUGCAAAUAGGCAAUAAGAUUAAUUUUCUAAUGGUUUAUAUUUCUGUGUGUAUUUGAUGUAUACCCCCAUCCCCUUUUAAGUGUUUUUUUUGAAACACUGGAUUGAACAAUCAUUAAACACACACACACACACCGUGGCUGGGGGCGCCGCUUCGGGAUAGACGAGGGUCGGAGAGGAAACGGCCGGCGUUCACGCCUCCUCAGGGGGGCACAGCUCAGCAUAAAAGCCCUUUUGUAAUAAACCACCCGUAAAGCAGCAGGUUUAUCAUGAAUGAGUUUGAGCACCUACCUGUCGAAGGCGUGCGCGUUGGCGAAAGGGGGCGGGGCGGGCGUCUUUCAUGCGUGAAGCCGAGCGGUUUGACGUUCAUCCGGUCUGCAAAGUGGAAUAUCUGCCGUGCAUAGCAACGAACUCCAGUUCUGCUGUUGUGGAAAAGAUGAAGCUGUAUUGUUUUAUUUCCUGGCGUAUUUUCUUUCUUGUGUUUUUAAUUUGCUUGUAUCAAUCAGUGGGGACGUGCAUUCGGUGGUGUAGUUUUGUAGAUUUUUCCUUUGCUCGCCUGCAUGCCAGAUUAUAUAGUAAACGGAACAAACAAAAAAAAAAGUCGGAAUAAUAUUUAUUACGAUAAAGGAAAAAAGUAGAACUGCUUUUUUUUGGGUGUAAAUGUUGAUGACUGUUUUAGGCUAGCAAUAUCUCUUCAUGUGUUUUUAAAGGAUUCCCACACCAAUGUCAGUAAUGUAGUCAUCAGGCGAAGAGGCGGAGGGCUCCAAUCUUGUGUUGGGCGGGGGCGUCAUGUUCACAUUCAAACGAGGUACUUUCUUCAAACAUGCACCCCGCGUUGACGUAAGACGGAACCCAGCGCCUCUUAGCCCGGUUCCAGUGUAGUGAGCGUCCAUAUUGUCUCCUUCUUCCUGGUUUCUACCUGUGGCCAAGCCUCUCUUUCGGGGGGAGGGUUCUUCCCGUCUUUUUAACAAAUCUCAAAGGAGUUACCUCUUUUUAAAUAUAAAAGUCUCAACGAGGGGAGCAUGAAAUGAACUUCUAAAUUCCCUACACUUUGAUAUAUCACUAUCUUGAUGGACUUGCGGAGUUUUUGAGUAUUUUGUCUUUUUUUUUUUUUUUUCUCGAGCCGCACCACAGUUUUUGUUCUGUAAUAGCAGUACAAAGGAUUGGAAGGCUUGUUCAAUGUUCGGCCGCUCCAAUCCUUUCUGACCAGUAUAGUGGGGCAAGUUGUAGACCGUCCCAUGCGUUGGGCCAUUCUCACGGUAUUGCUAUUAAGAAAAAUGCUCCAAUACUUCUUGUUUUAGCCUGCAGGGAAAUAUUGUGUUCAUGUGCAAAGUAAUAAAGUGGUAUUUUAUGCCUCUAACAUUGA
Messenger RNA from Nerophis ophidion (straightnose pipefish), 5939 nucleotides. It is a transcript of the gene ago4, whose product is annotated as argonaute RISC component 4. Gene Ontology annotation, molecular function: RNA binding; protein binding. NCBI's taxonomy places the organism in Eukaryota, Metazoa, Chordata, Actinopteri, Syngnathiformes, Syngnathidae. The transcript has 20 exons. The record is from RefSeq and is a predicted model, not a curated record. The coding region runs from base 208 to 2910 and encodes 900 amino acids.